UCUCUCCUCCGCAAUGCAGCCACGGUGCCUGUGGAGCUGCGACUGGGGGAGCCCUGGAGCCAGCACUCGUCCCCCAGCGUGAGGUCCUUGUGCCGGCCCAGGGUGUUGCCAGGCUGGAUUUCUUCAUGGUCUCUGCUCAGAUGUCACCUUCUAAAUGCCGCCCCUACGAGGACUGCUGUGGCUCCCGGUGCUGCGUGCGCGCCCUCUCCGUGCAGAGGCUCUGGUACUUCUGGUUCCUCUUGAUGAUGGGCGUCCUCUUCUGCUGUGGAGCUGGCUUCUUCAUCCGCAGGCGCAUGUACCCGCCACCGCUGAUCGAGGAGCCCGCGCUCAACGUGUCCUACACGAGGCAGCCCCCGAACCCCGCUCCAGGAGCCCAGCAGCCGGGGCUGUCAUAUUACACCGACCCUGGAGGACUGGGACUGAAUGCCGGGAACCCCACAGCGAUGGCUUUCCAGGUCCAACCCAACUCACCCCUGGGAAGUGCGGCCUACCCACCACCCCCUUCCUACUGCAACACGCCCCCACCGCCGUACGAACAGGUGGUGAAGGCCAAGUAGCGGGGUGCUGGCCAGGGGCCUGCCUGGGGGAUGUUGCAGGGGCGACGGGGCGGCUUUUUCAGUCUGCCUGUCCCCAUCAACGUUCGCUUCUGGGAUGAUCU
Hipposideros armiger (great roundleaf bat) is the source of this 658-nucleotide messenger RNA. It is a transcript of the gene VOPP1, whose product is annotated as VOPP1 WW domain binding protein. The record is from RefSeq and is a predicted model, not a curated record. NCBI's taxonomy places the organism in Eukaryota, Metazoa, Chordata, Mammalia, Chiroptera, Hipposideridae. Gene Ontology annotation, cellular component: cytoplasmic vesicle membrane. The transcript has 4 exons. The coding region runs from base 126 to 557 and encodes 143 amino acids.